Molecule: messenger RNA, 1351 nt
Organism: Andrographis paniculata
Lineage: Eukaryota; Viridiplantae; Streptophyta; Magnoliopsida; Lamiales; Acanthaceae
Product: RING-H2 finger protein ATL47-like
Exons: 1
Coding region: 264-1151 (295 amino acids)
Source: RefSeq, a predicted model, not a curated record
GGUGAGAGAGAAAGGAGAAGUGAAGGGCACGAGGAAUCAUAAUUCAUAACAAAAUGGUAAUGUUAAUGUUAGUAGCAAAACCUUUUUUACCAAUCUUGUUUCACAAACCAAUCUUCCAUUGCCUUUUUCUCAUCCCAUUCUUCAAUCCCAUAUCUAGUUCAUCACCAACUUAAACCUCUCAUGAUCUCUUCAAAUUUCACCCGAUUUGUCGAAAAAAAUUGUUGGAUUGUGAAGCCUGAUUAUAAAACAAAAAUAAAAAAAAAAUGAGCCGGAUUAAAAUCAGCCCGAUUGUUCUAUUGGUUAUAGUGAUAUUAUCGCUCGGGUUUUUCAUGCUCGGUGUCAUCCAACUCCUCGUUCGAUGCCUAACGAAGCGCGCGGCGUUUUCAUCGAUCUCGCGCUCCAAUAGCCUUCCCGCCGGCGCCGUCGUCGAAGGCUCGAACUCCCACACGUUCCAGCGGCAGCUGCAGCAGCUCUUCCGUCUACACGACUCGGGUCUCGAUCAAUCCGUGAUCGAUGCGCUUCCCGUUUUCCGUUACCGAGACGUCGCGGGAGCGAACGAGCCAUUCGACUGCGCCGUUUGUCUCAGCGAAUUUUCCGACACCGACUGCCUGCUAAAGCUCAUUCCCAGCUGCAGCCACGCCUUUCACAUGCACUGCAUCGAAACGUGGCUUCUGUCAAACUCGACGUGCCCUUUGUGCCGAGGACUUAUUUCUUGCGACAAACCCACGCGGCCGAGGAUGAAAUCGUCGCGUCCCGACGAGGGAGCGAUCGAAAAUCAAGAAAACGUCGCGACGGUCUUCUCGAUUUCGCUCGGGAAAUUCCGAAGCGCGAAUGCUGAUGGGUUUGGAAAAGAACCCGAGGCGAUUGGAAGCAGCAGUAGUAUCGACGCGAGGAGAUGUUUUUCAAUGGGCGCGUUUCAGUAUGUGAUCGACGGGGCGAAUUUGCGAGUCACGUUAACUUCGAGCGACAAAGGCGGUUGUAAGAAGAAAUCGAGAGUGAAUAGGCCGUAUUGUGAGGAUAGUAAAAUGGAAAGCAUCGAAACGAUGACGGAUGGGAAGAGGAUUGGGCUUCUUCGGAGUAGAGAUGAUAGCUUCUCUUUGUCCAAGAUUUGGCUAUGGUCGAAGAAGGCGAGUUCGAGCAUGCCUAUUUAGGACUAUUCUUUUCAUUACAUUGUAAAAAGAUGUUCCAUGAGGACAAGAUUUAGAGUAUGGCUAAGUAGAUCAUGAGAUACAUGAAAAUAGAUCGAAAUCGAAGCAUAGGCAUUGUUUGAGAGUGUAAAAACGGCGGAUUUGUUGCGUUGUAACGGUUAAUGACGACCAAAUGCAUUGUCGAGUAUUUCUUCAUUUUGUUA